Molecule: messenger RNA, 3592 nt
Organism: Oncorhynchus nerka (sockeye salmon)
Lineage: Eukaryota; Metazoa; Chordata; Actinopteri; Salmoniformes; Salmonidae
Gene: nsun5
Product: NOP2/Sun RNA methyltransferase 5
Exons: 10
Coding region: 91-1647 (518 amino acids)
Biological process (GO): rRNA base methylation
Cellular component (GO): nucleolus
Molecular function (GO): RNA methyltransferase activity
Source: RefSeq, a predicted model, not a curated record
CUUGCGGAAACGUGGGUGUCGUAUAUUCAUGUACAUAGCUAAUGAUAAUACAUUCUCUUUUUUUAAAUACGGUAAAUUAGUUUUAUAGCAAUGGCUUUGUACGCGAAAGCUGCCGAGAUUCUCGAGAAAGUGGAGAGGAAGCAGGCUACUGUAAAGACUUUGGUUUACGAUAGUAAAUUUCAGAAUAUCAAGCAGCUUUUUGCCCUGGUGUGUGAGACACAGAAGUUUUCAUCCAUCCUUCAAGAGAUCAUUGAGUCCACCAAGCUCCUCAAACAGACCAAGAUAAAAAUGAAUCUGGCCAAGGUUCUGGUGUAUGACCUGGUCAUUGGUAAGGGGCUGAAGUGUGGCGGGGCCUGGAAGGCGCUGAUGAUGAAACACCGCUCUAGACUGCAGGCUGCCCUAGCCCGCAUGAAAAUCAAGCAGAAGGUCAGCCGCAACCAGGACCUGCUCUCUUCCAGUCUCCAGCAGCCUGAAGGCGAUCAGCUCCCAAGGUAUGUGCGUGUGAACACGUUAAAGACCACAGUGGAGGACGCCAUCGAUUACUUCAAGAGAGAGGGCUUCUCCUACUUGGGACAAGCCUACAGGCUCGAUGACCUGAAUCUGAAGGGGAAAUCCUUUGUGGGUGACCUGCACCUUUCAGACCUGCUGGUUUUCUCUCCAAAGACAGACUUCCAUGACCACAAUCUGUACAAGGCUGGCCACAUCAUUCUACAAGACAAGGCCAGCUGUCUCCCUGCAUACCUCCUGAACCCUCCUACAGGCAGCCACGUCCUGGACGCUUGUGCAGCACCGGGGAACAAAACCAGCCACCUCGCUGCCAUCAUGAAAAACAAAGGGAGGCUGUUUGCCUUCGACCUGGAUGCCAAGCGUCUCUCCACCAUGUCCACUCUCCUGCUCCGCGCCGGAGUCACAUGUCAGCAGCUGGCCAAUCAGGACUUCCUAAAGGUGGACCCGGACGGGCCGCAGUAUAAAGAUGUGGAGUACAUCCUACUGGACCCGUCGUGCAGCGGAUCAGGGAUGGUGUGUCUGCGGGACGAGGCCUCACCCUCCCAAAAGGAGCAGGACAAGCGUCGUCUGCAGGCCCUGGCAGCGUUCCAGCUGCACUGUCUCAACCACGCCUUGCGCUUCCCCCGUCUGCAACGCGUGGUGUACUCCACCUGCUCCAUCCAUACCGAGGAGAACGAGCAAGUGGUGGCCGCCUGCCUGCUGCAGAACCCAGGUUUCAGGCUGGUUCCACUGCUCCUGCAGUGGCCCGAGCGUGGUCUGGCUCCCCUCACAAAGUGUCUCAGAGCCAGCACCACCAAAACCCUCACCCAUGGCUUCUUUGUGGCCCUGCUGGAGCGACACACAGCACAGGGGCUAGAAGAGCAAGCUUCCGAAACACUCAAUCCGGUCGCUGAGAUGAGUCCAAGUAGUCCUUCUGCCAGUAAGGACAUACAUGAGGUUCAGGAGCCAAUUAGCACCACUAAGGAUAUAGACAUGGCUGAGGAAGCCAAACCCACAGAGGAAAAUACAGAAACCUCAGGAGUGAAGAAGAAGAGGAAGAAAAAGAAAGAUGGGGAUAAGGUGGCUCUGGAGCCCAAAGCCACUGAGGAACAGAUAAAUACCUCAGGAAGAGCAAAGAAAAAAAAGGCUAAAGUGGAAUGAGACUGACACUUCAAAGGAAGACUGGCUUUGGGUGCCUUGGCGGUCAUUUAGACGAGCUAUAUUUUUGCUCCAGUCGACAUCGAAGCUAGGCUGUGCCACGUUGGGAAAGCUUAGUCAUGGUGACAAUGAUUGGCUACCUAUAAUCCAGCAGUGACAUUCUACCCAGUCAAGUUCUGAUAUUGGAGGGUACUGAAUCUUAUGGAACACCUUUGUAUUUGUCUGUUACUGUCACUUGUACCCGUGACCAUGUGUAUUCCUCAAAUAAAACAUUCAAAAAAAAUUGAUCGGUUCAAAUGUAUAGACAUCUUCAGACAGACCAGUCACUAAGAUCUUUAUCACAUUUUAUUUAAAAACAGUACAUUUAAGACAUGAGCAGAGGGGAGAAUGUUAUAAUACGCUGCCCAUGUCUGCACAUUUACUCUCCUCUCGAAUUGCCCAUUGUGAGCCGAUGUUUGCGUUCCCAUUCACAGUAACAAACCUCUCAAACACUCAAUUUAAGACAUCCAGCCCGAACACUUUCCAUGUUAUAAAAAGUCAGUCAUUUGAAGCUUCAACAAAAUAAACACAUGGUAAAGCCUUGGUCCUUGAUUAAAUCCACAAGUCCAAAUGUUAAACAUGACUUAUUUACACAGCUCUGCACAAGGGUAAAUGACUUUGAUUUACAAAUGGGUAAAGCACAAAAGUGUGACUGGUUAAAUAUACUACAUUCAAAUGUUUCGUGCAUACGCAAAAUCUGGACCACAAGAUAAGACAAUUAUAAAGUCCUGUCUAUGGGAACAAACAAGGUGCCCAGGCCAUUCAAUAUGGUUUGAGUUGACCUUCAGCACAUUGUCCACCCAUCUGUCGUAAGCAGAUAUCACAAGAAGUAAAAACAAGCCUGGUAAACUGAGCAAAACAAAAACAGCCUUCUUUCAAAAGCUGUCUGUCAAAAAUGACCACAGGGCAGACUUCAUUGAUUUCACUUCCAGAUAACUGAGGUGGGGUGCUAUCAAUUGUUUUAAAAGGGAUUUAGGUAUAACAUGGGUAUCAUACAUAGUUACAUCGUAGAAUGAUACAUUAAAAUAUAAUUUAAAAGAAUGAACAGGGGACUUUAGUCCCAGCAAAAAUAAACUCACAUUCAAGUCAGUCUUUCUAUACACACACACACACCUCACACAGUAACACACAAAGCCACAAGUCUCAUUCAAGUCUAAAGCAACACAAUUCACGUUUGUCAGGCUUGUACUGUACACAAUGAUCAGACAGACAGCAUUCAUUUACAGUACCCAUACAGUAGCAGACCCAGUAUGCGCUCCUAUAAAAAAGUGGAGCUCUUACAAAGGGAAACUUUUAGACGCUUUUAUUCCACAAUUUCAUUACGGUUGAGGAAACCUUAACUUGAAAAAUUCUAUAAACUAGACCAAUUGUCUCAGUGAGCCAAGCUUGAAGGAACUCUAAAAGGCAACCUGCCUUAAUACAAAAAUAAAGGUGUACAUUGACACUAUUUAGCCAAAUCAGGACCCCCACACACAUUCACACACCUCUCACAAUAACUAGCCUAAUUGGCUCGACCAGGAGAGGUUCCGAUUAAAAAUUAGUAUUCAAAAUCCUAGUUCUGUCUCAAGAGGGGCGGCCCAAUUAAGAACCGAUUCAACACCAGAGGUAAUUUUAACCUACAUGGUUAGUCAUGUUUAGCGCACAAAGAGGUUAGGUUUGACUUGAAAGACAAUUACCCUCCAGUUCCUUUAGUCCUGAGUUUUGAUCCAGCAUUAAUGAAAAGAACACCUCUCCUGCUGUGCACAUUUGUUAAUCCAGUUGUAUUGUCACACUCAAACACAUUCAUCAAUAAAUUGUUAAAAAGUCCCAACAAAACUCAGAAACAUCACCCAUUGAGCGUGCGGGUAAAACCACGUCCGGCACUAGCAAUAUGCCGCCAUUCACCACAUUACUUCCUCCAAGCCAGACU